Messenger RNA from Parnassius apollo (apollo), 372 nucleotides. Lineage: Eukaryota; Metazoa; Arthropoda; Insecta; Lepidoptera; Papilionidae. The record is from the annotation of a GenBank genome assembly.
AUGACGACAGUAUACCAUCGGGCCCCCGCACGCCGCAGGACCCGUGUCAGUUGCACCGCUACACCACAACACCACAACACUUGCACCUUGUCACACUGCCUCGUUGCUCUAGUGCUCGAUGACGACAGUAUACCAUCGGGCCCCCGCACGCCGCAGGACCCGUGUCAGUUGCACCGCUACACCACAACACCACAACACCACAACACUUGCACCUUGUCACACUGCCUCGUUGCUCUAGUGCUCGAUGACGACAGUAUACCAUCGGGCCCCCGCACGCCGCAGGACCCGUGUCAGUUGCACCGCUACACCACAACACCACAACACCAAAACUUGCACCUUGUCACACUGCCUCGUUGCUCUAGUGCUCGAUGA